Molecule: messenger RNA, 330 nt
Organism: Caenorhabditis elegans
Lineage: Eukaryota; Metazoa; Nematoda; Chromadorea; Rhabditida; Rhabditidae
Gene: T12D8.10
Product: BolA family protein
Exons: 3
Coding region: 1-297 (98 amino acids)
Biological process (GO): intracellular iron ion homeostasis; protein maturation
Molecular function (GO): 2 iron, 2 sulfur cluster binding
Source: RefSeq, marked reviewed
AUGGCAUCACCAGUGGAAAGAGUCAAUGCGCUACUCACAGAAGCCAUCAAGCCGCAGAUUUUGAAAGUCGUCGACGAGAGCGGAGGCUGCGAUGGAUACAAAUUUCGGCUUCUCAUCGUCUCUGAGGCGUUUGAGGGCAAGUGUACGCUGCAAUCUCACCGAUUGGUCCAAGCUGCUCUUGCUCCAAUCAUGGACGAAACUCACGCGCUCACCAUCUGCGCCUACACACCUGAAAGAUGGUCCCAAAUGACGACGGAAGACCGUCAAAAUGCCGGUUGCCAGGAUUUGGUGGACUAAUUUGCUGUACUUUUUAAAUGAAUGAUUCUAUUU